This is a messenger RNA of Thyridium curvatum, 2223 nucleotides long. RefSeq lists its product as uncharacterized. Bases 1 to 2223 code for a protein of 740 amino acids. The transcript has 3 exons. Gene Ontology annotation, molecular function: FAD binding; D-arabinono-1,4-lactone oxidase activity. The record is from RefSeq and is a predicted model, not a curated record. Gene Ontology annotation, cellular component: mitochondrion. NCBI's taxonomy places the organism in Eukaryota, Fungi, Ascomycota, Sordariomycetes, Thyridiales, Thyridiaceae.
AUGGCCGCAAACACGACUAGUACCCAGGGCGGCGCGUGGCAGACUCCCGUCGAUGACCGUGUCAAGAUCCUCGAGAACGCCCUGAAAUCCGACAAGCAAUUGAAUGAGAAGCUCCCAGGGCUCGAGUCUCUUCUCGACGACUACCUCCACCAAGAUGGCGACUUCUCCGAGCACGAUUUUCACCGCCGACUCUUGAGGGUCUUCAGAGACUCCCAGGUUGACUACACCUACGGAAAUCUCCUGAAGGGCCUCACGCCCGACGAGCGGAACCGCAUCUCCAGCUUCGUGGACGGCACGCCCAUCGCGGACUGCUGCCUCGGCUUUGACAUGGGUCCCAGCCUGGGCGUGAGGGAACACCUACAGUGCCUCCAUGAUGCCCAUGCUGUCCGAGUCUCUGCUUCCGGUGCGCAGAAGGUCAAGGGCCUCAGCAUGGACGGCCUGGAGAAGGACGACAACAUCUUCUUCCGCUUUGUCCACGGCCUUGCUAAGCUGUUCCACCUCGAUCAUCCAGACAAGGACUCGGUAGUGGUCUACAAGGACGCCAAGUUCCAGAACUGGGGGCUAGUGGUUAACUACCUGCCCACCUAUACCUGCGUACCAAGCAGCGUCAAGGGAGUCCAGCGAAUCGUAAAGUUUGCCAAAGAUCAUGACAUGGGUGUUCGAGUGUCUGGCUUCCGCCACUCGUGGGCUCCAAUCUUUGGCCGCAAUGGACAGAUCCUCAUCUCAUUGAUCGGUUUGGCCGAGGCUGAAAUCCUCCCCAACACGACUGCGCUUCCACUCCCUGAAGACGCACCUAAUGAGCUUGAGUCGAUCGAGGUGGCCUCCGGGGCCCCUCGAGUGAAGGGCAACGCCCUCGUGCGCGUGGGUGUCAGCACCACCAAUGAGCGCCUGCGCCGCUGGUGCGUCAAGAACAAAAAGUACACCCUGCCGCUCAACGUCAUCAUGGUGGAGAUGACUAUUGGUGGCACCAACGGUCCAAUCUGCCACGGAGCUGGCCGUGCCCAUCAGACCCUGAGUGAUCUCGUCAGAAAGGUCGAGUAUGUCGACUGCCAUGGACACUUGCGCGUCGUCGAUAAGCCCGAGCAUCUCAAGGCCGCGGCUGGAUGCUUCGGUCUCAUGGGAGUCAUCACCCACAUCACCUUUGAGAUGUCGCCGAUGUCGUACGCCCUCAUGGCACCCAAGAAGAUACCCGCCGUCCGGGCCGUGCCGCCGCCGGAGGACAUCGAGAUCCCUCCCGCCCUGCGUGUGGAGGGCUUGACCCCCGCCCAGAAGGCUCAAGACCUCGCCGACUUUGAGCGGCAGGCCGCCAGCGACUACUACUGCGAGUGGUUCUGGUUCCCGUACUCGGAUUACUGCUGGGUCAACUGCUGGAACGCGACCGACGACCCCGCGGGCGCCGUCGACUACCCCAACGAGGGCAUGAUCUUGUUCCAGUUCAUCAGCCAGUUCACCAUGAACGUGCUGCAGAACGCCGCCGUCCUCAACGAGCUCAUCACGGCGGCCGAGCUGGACGAGGCCACCGUCACGCUGCUCUCGCGCGCGGCCAUGUUCGCCAUGCCCGACAAGCCCGUCAAGACGUACCUCACCGACGCGCUGCACUUCCAGCGCGGCAUCCAGAACAUCCGCGUGCUCGACCUCGAGGUCGAGAUGCCGCUGCCGGCCAAGCCCGACAGGCCGGACGCGCCCGACUUCGGCCUCGCGCGCCGGGCCUGGUGGGACGCCAUCCUCGCGUGCUACCGCCACACGGACCGGUGCCCGCAGCGCAUGCCGCUCGAGAUGCGCGUCAUGGGCGGCAGCGAGGUCGUCAUGGCGCCGCAGCGCGGCAACGCGCUCGGCACCUGCGCCAUCGAGGUGCUGACGCUCGAGUCGGCGCGCGACAUCUGGGACCCGUACGCGCAGGAGGUGCUGGACCUCUGGAUGGGCUACCGGGACCCGCGCAGCGGCGACAGGCUCAAGACGAGGCCGCACUGGGCCAAGCAGUGGGCGCAGUUCCAGGUGGAGGGCCGGCCGUGGCGGGAGUGGAUGAAGGAGAGCUCGUACAAGGAGGAGAUUGUCGAGUUCAAGGACACUCUGGCCGCUAUUGGCAAGGAGCACGGCUGGACGUUGGCUGACCUGAAGAAGCGGUUCUCGAACGAUUUCUUCGACUGGUUUUACUUUUCUGACGGCGAGGUCAAGACGCUGCCCGUCAAUGGCAACGGGGUCGCUAACGGGAUGUCUCAUUAA